CUGGCAACUUCAACGUGUCCCCAAGCAUUGAUUCUUCAUUCUUCCCUUUUCUGUGGAUAUUGGACAACACACAUUUUCAUCUGAACUGUUUGCGUCGGCAAAAAAAUGGGGAACUUUCAUACUGUUGGACCCAAUGAAGCCCUUGUUAUUUCAGGUGGCUUUCAGAAUGAGAAGAAAUACAUCACGGGUGACUUCGCCUGGGUGUGGUGGAUUAUUUCGGAUGUCCAAAGGAUUAGCUUGAGGAUAAUGACACUACAACCCGUAUGUAGAGACGUGGAGACUGCAGAAGGAGUAGCCCUCACUGUCACAGGCAUAGCACAGGUCAGAGUCAUGCCAGAUGAUGACAAGCUACCUGUGGCCUGUGAGCAAUUCCUGGGGAAGCCUGUGAGUGAGAUUGAAGGUGUUGUUUUGCGAACGAUGGAAGGCCACCUACGCUCAAUCUUAGGGACUCUUACGGUGGAGCAGAUCUAUCAGGACCGAGACAACUUUGCCAAGCUGGUGUCAGAGGUGGCCGCCCCAGACAUCAAUCGCAUGGGUAUCGGGAUUGUCAGCUUCACCAUCAAAGAUGUGGAUGACAGGGUGGAGUACCUCAGCUCCCUGGGGAAGACGCAGACCGCGGCUGUCAAGAGAGAUGCCGACAUCGGAGUGGCAAACGCAGAGAGGGAUGCUGGCAUCAGGGAAGCAGAGUGUAUGAGAGAAAUGACGGACGUCAAGUUCUUGGCAGACACAAAAAUGGCAGACUCCAAACGAGAGCUCGAGAUGCAGCAGGCAGCGUUCAACCAGGAAGUGAACACUAAGAAAGCUGAAGCCCAGCUGGCCUACGAGCUGCAGGCAGCCAAGGAGCAGCAGAAGAUUCGUCUGGAGGAGAUCGAGAUCGAGGUGGUGCAGCGCCGCAAGCAGAUCACCAUCGAGGAGCUGGAGAUCCAGCGCACCGACAGGGAGCUCAUCGCCACCGUCAAGAGGCCCGCUGAGGCCGAGGCCUACAGGAUGCAGCAGCUAGCCGAGGGAGACAAGAUCACAAAGGUACUCACGGCUCAGGCAGAUGCCGAGAAGAUCCGCAGGAUCGGCGAGGCGGAGGCGGCCGCCAUCGAGGCCGUGGGUAAAGCAGAGGCUGAGAAGAUGAGGCUGAAGGCCGAGGCCUACCAGCAGUACGGAGACGCCGCCAAGACGUGCCUGGUCCUGGAGGCCCUGCCCAAGAUUGCCAACAAGGUGGCCGCCCCUCUGGCCAAGACCAGUGAGAUUGUCAUCCUGAGUGGGGACAGCAGCCGCGUGACCGGAGAGGUGAACCGCCUGUUGGCCGAGCUGCCCGUCUCCGUUAACGCCCUCACAGGCGUGGACCUGAACAAGCUCCCUCUACUGAAGAAGAUGAGUAGCACCACUAAGGCUUGAGGCCUGCCUCUCCUCAAUGACACGUCCAUUGGCUUCACUCCCACUGCCCUCAGAAGACUUGAAAACACAAGACGAUUUGUGAACCUCUGGUGCCUUACUCUCCCCAAGACCAAGCUAUCUGCUUACUGCUGCUUUCCGUGAAAAUAACGAGUAGAGUACUUUUUAUUAACAUAUACGUAUGUACAUAAUAAUUAAAUUAUUAUAUACAUAAUUAUUAAAUUAUUAUACUAUUAUACAUAUUAGGGUUGUAUUCAGACUUUUUCAUAGCUGGAAUAGAUAGGACAGUUGAUUUAAUGUAGGAUAUGUACAUAAAACCUGAGGUAAGAAGGGGAGGAGUGAGGUCAUUUUGCACAUGUGAUAAGUUGAAAACAAACCACUCGUAAUACCUGUAAUACUGUAACGUGUACUAUAGUGUGCCUAUUUAAUGUGUUUUAUUUAUUUCAAGGAUUUUAUUGGAACUGGUUGUCAUGAUGUAAGCCAUGUGCAAUAUGAAAACUUUGUUCAACAGAAACUUAGCAGUUUUCAGUGAUAUAAUGACCUUGGAGUGAGGGUUUGUUUUUCAGCCUUGUCAUUUGCAGAAUUUGUUCUCUGUUAUAGGGGGGAAGGAGAAAUGAAUCCAUGGUGGUGGUUAUCUACAUUAUUUUGUCUUACUUGAGUUCAUAACAUUAUUUUGCAUUUUCACAAAAUACAUUUUCUCACACGUGAAUUCAUCGUCAUAAACUAAAAUGGCAGCUUAUUCAGUUGGUUGUUGGCAUUGGGCCAUUGUAUGUGAUUUUGAUAUUACUCUGUACAAAUCCUAUUGUAAUAAAUAAAUAUUUAUACUGCACGUAA
Engraulis encrasicolus (European anchovy) is the source of this 2220-nucleotide messenger RNA. Its product is annotated as flotillin-2a-like. Gene Ontology annotation, cellular component: cytoplasmic vesicle; flotillin complex; plasma membrane. Gene Ontology annotation, biological process: regulation of myoblast differentiation; protein localization to plasma membrane. The coding region runs from base 106 to 1389 and encodes 427 amino acids. NCBI's taxonomy places the organism in Eukaryota, Metazoa, Chordata, Actinopteri, Clupeiformes, Engraulidae. The record is from RefSeq and is a predicted model, not a curated record. The transcript has 11 exons.